GCCUCGAGUUGUGUGCCUCAACCUACUGGUAUCCACCAUCAGGUUCAGCCAGAUACUGCUGCUGGUUGGGUCGCCGACAAUUUCUUUGCUGCAGCCGCCUCGGCAGCCAUCAACCCCUUGCCAACCGGCUACGUCUCGAGCUUUGUCAACUUGAACGCCUCGAACUCGGCCGACAAGUACUUGGGUUACACCCUCAUGACCUCCUACGAUGCUGCUGGGUGCGCAGCCAAGUGUUCCGCUAUCAGUGGUUGCAACAGCUUCAACCUCUACUUCGAGCGAGACCCCAGCGUGAACCCGGACGAUGCUACUUGCUCUAACCCUCCCUCAACUGUUCAAGUCAAGUGUGUGUUCUGGGGCGGUGCCGUCACCACAGACAAUGCCAAUAACUACGGCCAGUGGCGCAACAAGUUUCAGGUCUUGGUCGCUGGAAGCAACGGUUUCAUCAACUCUACCUAU
Molecule: messenger RNA, 456 nt
Organism: Aureobasidium melanogenum CBS 110374
Lineage: Eukaryota; Fungi; Ascomycota; Dothideomycetes; Dothideales; Saccotheciaceae
Exons: 2
Source: RefSeq, a predicted model, not a curated record